UUUUAAUUUCUGUUUUCUUGAUUCUUGAAGAUACCCAAUAUCGCUGAAUUAUGGAAGAAAUUGGCAUUGCUGUCACUCCUAAAAAGGAAGAGGUAGCAUCACCGAGUGAAUCAAGACCAACAUCAACGGGGUCUGGAUUGGAGAAUAUUGCCACAGAUGAUCUCUAUUCGAGAUACAAGAAAUUACAACAGCAGUUGGAAUUCCUAGAAGUACAAGAAGAGUACAUCAAAGAUGAACAGAGAAAUCUCAAGAAAGAAUUCCUUCAUGCCCAGGAAGAGGUCAAACGUAUUCAGAGCGUUCCACUUGUCAUCGGUCAGUUCCUAGAAGCUGUUGACCAGCACACUGGUAUUGUAGGGUCAACAACUGGUUCUAACUCCUAUGUACGUAUCCUGAGUACGAUAGAUCGUGAGUUAUUGAAGCCAAGUGCCAGUGUAGCUCUUCACAAGCACAGUAAUGCAUUGGUAGACGUCUUACCGCCAGAAGCUGAUAGUAGUAUUAUGAUGCUGGGUACAGAUGAGAAGCCUGACGUGGUGUAUUCAGACAUUGGUGGCAUGGACAUGCAGAAGCAAGAGAUACGUGAAGCCGUCGAGCUCCCUCUAACGCACUUUGACCUCUAUCAGCAGAUCGGUAUUGAUCCUCCGAGGGGUGUUCUUAUGUUCGGUCCACCGGGAUGCGGUAAAACCAUGUUAGCUAAGGCUGUGGCACACCAUACGACAGCUGCAUUCAUUCGAGUGGUUGGUUCGGAGUUUGUUCAGAAGUACCUUGGUGAAGGACCUCGUAUGGUGAGGGAUGUGUUCAGACUCGCUAAAGAGAAUGCCCCGGCGAUCAUCUUCAUUGAUGAGAUUGAUGCCAUCGCUACCAAGAGAUUUGAUGCUCAGACCGGAGCUGAUCGUGAGGUUCAAAGAAUUCUCCUAGAGUUACUUAACCAGAUGGAUGGCUUUGAUCAGAAUGUCAAUGUUAAGGUUAUCAUGGCAACGAAUCGAGCCGACACCCUUGACCCCGCCCUAUUGAGACCGGGCCGUCUAGAUCGUAAGAUUGAAUUUCCACUGCCGGACAGACGUCAGAAGCGUCUUAUCUUCAGUACCAUCUGUGCUAAGAUGAAUCUAUCUGAUGAAGUCGAUCUAGAAGAUUACGUAGCAAGGCCGGACAAGAUAUCAGGAGCUGAUAUCAAUGCUAUCUGCCAAGAGGCUGGCAUGCAAGCUGUGCGUGAGAAUCGGUAUGUCAUCCUGGCAAAGGACUUUGAGAAAGGCUACCGGAACAACAUCAAGAAGGACGAGACUGAACAUGAAUUCUACAAAUAAACCAUCAAUGAAUAGGGGCCGGUAUCACAAAACGUAGCAACUGUCUUGCUAUUGAUUGUCUUACAUUUGAUCGUACAUGGUAAUCAAUGCAAUCAAUUGUAAAGAAAUGGUUCUACAAUCAAAUGUUCAGUUUUGUGGAACAAGGCCUAGGCAGAGAUUAAUUUAAGCAUAAUAACUAUGUGCGGACUCACAAAGGCAGUUUCAAUUGUAUUAUGGUAUAUGUGGAUUUUGUAUGCAUGAUUACACUAAUUCCAUCAUGCAUAAUGAAUAAAGUCUGAUAAUUCAAUG
Molecule: messenger RNA, 1589 nt
Organism: Lytechinus variegatus (green sea urchin)
Lineage: Eukaryota; Metazoa; Echinodermata; Echinoidea; Temnopleuroida; Toxopneustidae
Product: 26S proteasome regulatory subunit 6B
Exons: 10
Coding region: 51-1301 (416 amino acids)
Biological process (GO): proteasome-mediated ubiquitin-dependent protein catabolic process
Cellular component (GO): proteasome regulatory particle, base subcomplex
Molecular function (GO): ATP hydrolysis activity; ATP binding; proteasome-activating activity
Source: RefSeq, a predicted model, not a curated record